AUGCGCGUGGCGAUGGACGAAACCAGUGGAGGCUAUAGCGAUGAUCCAAGGACUUGUCCUCGAGGACACUGGAGACCUUCUGAGGAUGAAAAGCUCCGGCUGCUUGUUGAAAAAUAUGGCCCUCAAAACUGGAAUUCAAUCGCUGAAAGACUUCAAGGAAGAUCAGGCAAGAGUUGCAGAUUGAGAUGGUUUAAUCAGCUUGAUCCAAGAAUAAACAGGAGGCCAUUUACAGAAGAAGAAGAGGACAGGCUUCUUGCAGCACAUAGAGUACAUGGCAAUAAAUGGGCUCUUAUAUCCAGCUUUGAAAAUGGUGGGAUUUUGGAAUUCCAAAGCCAAAACAAAGAUAAAGUCUUCUCCGUGUCAUCAUCCUCUGAUUCACACGCUUUAUGGCCAUCUUUUAUUCCAAGAAAUUCGAGGGAAAAUAAACUAUCUUCUGCUGAUUUAUUUGGAAGAAAAGACAGUAACCAGUACAAUUCCAGCUCCAAUAGCGCACGUUUAAAUAUGUCAAUAUUUGGUGCCUGUGGGGAUUCGGUUGCAGCAUUUGGCACCCAAAACUACAAGAGGGUUGUUCCGUUUCCGUUUGGUGAUAGCAGUAAAAAACAUGGGAAAAUGAAAAGAGAUAAUUUGACAAGUAUUAAUGUCGACAAUUUACGCCCCUUUGCUCAUGCAAGGACAAGUAUAGAGAAGAAACAAGAAGACCAAUCCAUCCACAGAAAUGACAUUCCCUUCAUAGAUUUUCUUGGUGUGGACACACAGUCGGAGAAUCAUACAUCUUUUGCUCCACCGAUUAAAACCCAGGGUUUUGAAAAUUGA
This is a messenger RNA of Fraxinus pennsylvanica, 813 nucleotides long. The record is from the annotation of a GenBank genome assembly. Lineage: Eukaryota; Viridiplantae; Streptophyta; Magnoliopsida; Lamiales; Oleaceae.